AUGGCACCGAAGGACAAGGCGGCGCAGCCCGAACCCCGGGUUUUGCUCGGAAGGCCCAAGAACAACCUCAAAAUGGGACUUGUAGGACUUCCGAACGUCGGGAAGUCUACCACGUUCAACCUGCUUUCCAAGCAGAUGGUCCCGGCGGAGAACUUCCCGUUCUGUACCAUCAAUCCGCACGAGGCUGUUAUAAAUGUGCCUGACGAGCGCUUCAAACACCUGUGCAAGGUGUUCGAACCCAAGAAGGAGAUCGCGGCGUGCCUUUCGAUCUUCGAUAUCGCCGGGCUCGUUAGGGGAGCGCACAAAGGAGAGGGACUGGGAAACGCCUUCCUGUCCCACAUCGACGCCGUCGACGGCAUAUACCACGUGGUCAGGGGGUUCGAGGAUGACGAAAUCGUCCACACCGACGGCGAGGUCAACCCAAUCAACGACCUGGAGACCAUCAACCAGGAGCUGAUUCUGAAGGACUUGGACAAAUGCACCAAGGCACUGGUUGAGAUCGACAAGGUCUACCAGCGCAACAUGAAGGUGAAAUCCAAGAAGGAGGAGCUCGACACCAUGAUGAAGGCUAAGGAGGUGCUGGAGAAAAACCAGUGGAUCUCCCACGCCAACUGGAAGGCGUCCGAGGUUCCCUUUCUCAACGAGUACAACUUCCUUACGGCAAAGCCCGUGGUGUACCUCGUUAACCUGAGCGAGAAGGACUUCGUCAGGCAGAAGAAUAAAUGGCUGGCAAAAAUCGCAAAAUGGGUUGCCGAAAACAACCCCGGCCCAAUCGUGCCCUACAGCGCCCAGUUCGAGCAGGCGCUAGAGGCAUUCGACACCGACGAGGCGCGCGCUGCGUACCUGAAGGACAAAAACGGUGCGACCAGCAAAAUCGACAAGAUCAUCGCCAGUGGGUACUCGUGCCUCAACCUCAUCCACUACUUCACCUGUGGUCCGGACGAGGUCAGGUGCUGGACAAUCCGCAACGGCACCAAGGCGCCACAGGCCGCCGGUGUGAUCCACACGGACUUCGAGCGCGGGUUCAUCUGCGCGGAAACGUACAACUACAAGGACAUCGUCGAGUUCGGUAGCGAAAACGAGGUGAAAGCAAACGGCCGUUACCUCCAAAAAGGAAAGGACUACGUGGUCCAGGACGGUGACAUCAUGUUCUUCAAGUUCAACGUGACCAACAAGAAGUGA
Babesia ovata is the source of this 1182-nucleotide messenger RNA. RefSeq names its product GTP-binding protein. The transcript is spliced from 6 exons. Lineage: Eukaryota; Apicomplexa; Aconoidasida; Piroplasmida; Babesiidae. The coding region runs from base 1 to 1182 and encodes 393 amino acids. The record is from RefSeq and is a predicted model, not a curated record. Gene Ontology annotation, molecular function: GTP binding; ATP binding; ATP hydrolysis activity. Gene Ontology annotation, cellular component: cytoplasm.